AAUAUGGGCUGAUUCCGCACACGUUGGAUAAUGCACUUUCAAUGCACUUUAUCCAUCGUUUGAGGUGGAUUUUUUGUUCCGCACACACAAAAAUGCGUUCCAAAUGAUCUAUAAAGAGGAUUGGAAGUGCAUUAUCCAACGUGUGCGGAAUGACACACUGUUAGAGCUGUGGCAUUAUGGUACGGCAUUUCCAUGCAGAAAGCCCCAGGUUCAAUACCCAGCAUGUCCAGGCAAAAGGAUCAGGUACUAGAUAAUGUGAAAGAUCUUCACCGGAAAUAUUCUGGCAAGUCACUACCAGGCCGUUUCCACAGUCAGUCACUCCUGCCCUUUUCCCACUUACUGUGUUUGUUUUGGUGAGUUGCUCUGAAAACAGCCUCUACACACACUCCCCAAAAGCAUUUACCUUUCAGGACAGCCUCCACACUUCAAAGAAAAAGCGGUUUGGGAGGGGAGGCCAGGCACUUCGUCAUCGUGGUCCGCCUCCUUUUCAGAUCUUUUUUUUUUGCUCUGCACAUCCGCAAUCGCAUGCUGAGAGCUUCCAAGGAGGAGCUGGGCGGUGAUCGUAGGAUUCCUCAGAGCUCUUUAGCCAUUCACAUGCCUAAGAACGCAGAAGAAGCGCUCUGUCAACCUGCAGCAGAGAAAAUACCAGGGAAAGUGCAGUCCCAGGAAAAAAAAGAUAAUUUUGCCCACAGAGCAGCUGUGCGGAAGGCUCUUGCCAAAGACAAAGAAUGGCAGGAAACAUUGUCAGCAAUUCUCCCACUCCUAAAGACCCAGGAUAUGGAAAUAGCUUACCUCGUCCCAUGGUGUGAGCUCGGGACUCCUCCCAAAGAGGGAGUUUAUGAGUUGAUUACGUAUCAGCAAAAACCAGGUGGGCCGGCAUUGUGGGGACGGGCGUUCAAAGCAGCAAUAGAUGCCCAUGUCAGUAAGAACUACGCUAAGCUUAUUGGUGUCUUCCACACUGAAUAUGGAUCGCUUAAUACAGUUCAUGUGCUUUGGUGGCACGAGAACCCAGACAGCCGUGCGGCGGGAAGGCAUCUUGCCCAUGAAGACGCCAGGGUGGUAGCAGCUGUACGAGAGAGUGUCCAGUUUUUGGAAUCCCAGCGAAACGUGCUCCUGGUUCCGGCACCAUUUUCACCUUUGAAAUAGUCCUCUACCAGCUGAAGGACUCGGCCAGAAACUUCUUUCCUUUCUGCACUUCUUUCCUCCAUGUAGAUGUUUGUGUCAUGCUGCAUACAGACUGUUGGACAUUU
Molecule: messenger RNA, 1250 nt
Organism: Eublepharis macularius
Lineage: Eukaryota; Metazoa; Chordata; Lepidosauria; Squamata; Eublepharidae
Product: protein NipSnap homolog 3B-like
Exons: 5
Coding region: 526-1146 (206 amino acids)
Cellular component (GO): mitochondrion
Source: RefSeq, a predicted model, not a curated record